Messenger RNA from Monodelphis domestica (gray short-tailed opossum), 939 nucleotides. Its product is annotated as olfactory receptor 2AP1-like. Gene Ontology annotation, biological process: G protein-coupled receptor signaling pathway. Gene Ontology annotation, molecular function: G protein-coupled receptor activity; olfactory receptor activity. The record is from RefSeq and is a predicted model, not a curated record. Gene Ontology annotation, cellular component: membrane. NCBI's taxonomy places the organism in Eukaryota, Metazoa, Chordata, Mammalia, Didelphimorphia, Didelphidae.
AUGGGAAACCAAACAGCCGUGACAGAAUUCUUCCUUGUAGGACUGACAGAUGACCCUGAGAUCCAAGUUAUUCUUUUUAUUUUUCUGCUACUAACUUACCUUUUAAGUUUUACUGGAAAUAUGACCAUCAUCAUUCUCACCCUACUGGAUUCUCAACUCCAGACUCCCAUGUAUUUCUUCCUCCGGAACUUCUCCUUCUUAGAAAUUUCCUUUACGACUGUCUUUGUUCCCAAAAUGCUAGUGAACAUUGGAACAGGGAACAAGACCAUUUCCUUUCCUGGUUGCUUUACUCAAUACUUUUUUGCCAUCUUGUUGGGAGCAACUGAGUUUUAUCUUUUGGCUGCCAUGUCCUAUGACCGCUAUGUGGCCAUCUGUAAGCCCUUGCAUUAUACAAUGAUGAUGAACAAGAAGCUUUGUCUCCAACUCGUCCUCAGCUCCUGGUUCUCUGGCUUCAUGGUUGUUAUUGGGCCACAUAUCAUGACCACAAUGUUGCCAUUCUGUGCAUCCAAUGUCAUCAAUCAUUAUUGUUGUGACUAUACCAUAUUGCUCCAGUUGGCCUGUGCAGACACACACAUCAUAGAGAUGAUUGAGUUUGUCUUGGCUGUGGUGACACUUCUCUUCACAUUAGUGCUAGUAAUUAUCUCCUAUGUAUACAUUAUGGGGACAAUUAUGAGGAUCCCUUCUGCUCAGAAAAGGAAGAAGGCCUUUUCCACCUGCUCCUCCCACAUGAUAGUUGUUUCUCUCUCAUAUGGCAGCUGUAUUUUCAUGUAUGUUAACCCUUCUAUGAAAGAAGCAGCAACUUUUAAUAAGGGAGUAGCAGUGUUGAAUACCUCAGUUGCUCCUUUGUUGAACCCUUUCAUUUACACCCUAAGGAAUCAGCAAGUGAAACGAGCCUUCAAAGACAUGGUCAGAAGAAUAAAGUUCUUCUCUGUAAAAUGA